Chroicocephalus ridibundus (black-headed gull) is the source of this 2177-nucleotide messenger RNA. It is a transcript of the gene GTF2H3, whose product is annotated as general transcription factor IIH subunit 3. Gene Ontology annotation, cellular component: transcription factor TFIIH core complex; transcription factor TFIIH holo complex. NCBI's taxonomy places the organism in Eukaryota, Metazoa, Chordata, Aves, Charadriiformes, Laridae. The record is from RefSeq and is a predicted model, not a curated record. The transcript is spliced from 13 exons. Bases 44 to 970 code for a protein of 308 amino acids. Gene Ontology annotation, biological process: regulation of DNA-templated transcription; nucleotide-excision repair.
UCAUUUCCAAGCGCCGGGAGCGGCCGGUACCUGCGGCUGGGCAAUGAGCGCGGAUGACGAGCUGAGCCUGCUGGUCAUCGUCAUCGACACCAACCCGAUCUGGUGGGGAAAGAAAGCGCAAGGAGAAGCUGAGCAGUUCACCCUAUCAAAAUGCAUCGAUGCAGUGAUGGUACUGGGAAAUUCACACUUAUUUAUGAAUCGUACCAACAGGCUCGCUGUAAUAGCGAGUCACACACAAGAAAGCCGUUUCUUGUACCCUGGGAAGCGUUGGGCUUUUGCAGACCUCUUUGGAGAUGGCGGUAGCUCCAUGGAAUCUAAUUGCUCUGGCAGCAAGGAUGGAAAAUAUGAAUUGUUAACAGCAAUAAAUGAUGCAAUUGCAGAAGAGAUUAAAGACCUCAUGACAAAAACUGACAUGAGGGGCCAGCAAACAGAAACUCUGUUAGCAGGAUCACUUGCUAAAGCACUUUGCUAUAUCAACAGGAUGAGCAAAGAGGUAAAAGCCAAUCAAGAAAUUAAAUCAAGGAUUUUGGUCAUAAAAGCUGCAGAAGACUGUGCGUUGCAAUAUAUGAAUUUCAUGAAUGUGAUCUUUGCAGCACAGAAACAGAGUAUUUUGAUUGAUGCCUGUGUCUUGGACUCUGAUUCAGGUCUUCUACAACAGGCUUGUGACAUUACGGGUGGCAUAUAUUUGAAAGUACCCCACAUGCCAUCCCUUCUGCAGUAUUUAUUGUGGGUAUUUCUCCCUGAUCAAGAGCGGAGAUCACAGCUUGUCCUUCCACCUCCUGUUCAUGUUGACUACAGAGCUGCAUGCUUCUGUCAUCGAAAUCUCAUUGAAAUUGGUUAUGUGUGCUCUGUGUGCUUGUCAAUAUUCUGCAACUUCAGUCCUAUUUGUAGUACAUGCGAGACUGCUUUCAAAAUAUCAUUGCCACCUGUCAUGAAAGCUAAGAAGAAGAAAUUAAAGUUAGCUGUGUAACAACAUUAUGCAUAUACCUCCUCCAGUAAUUCCAUGAAAUGGAACGUAUGUGAGAAAUUGAUGAUGGCACUUUUUAUUGGAUAUGAGAGAGAACUGUAUGCAGUGUUACUUCCUCUUUCUUAAGGGAUAAAUAUUUAAAUCAUGUGUUUUCUACACAGUCCUUUAAGUAACAAAUCAUUGUAUUACCAUGUAGCCUGUGCUGUUCUAAAUACUAAUUCGGAAUUCCAGAAGUUACAGCCUGUUAAGAGACAGAUGCUGUGAAGUAAAAGUUAUUCUGGCCGUGGCAAAGUUUCACGCUUCCAAGUUAUUUUCAAAGACAAGAAAGCUAUGAUUAUUUUUUUUAAUGUUAGUGUAAAGGUAAGAAUGAUAACUUCUGGUGUGUAGGAUCAGAACCUUAGCACUAUGUUAUUCAGGGACUUCAGCUGCUUGCUAGCUAUUGCUAGCAAUUUCUGGACUGAAUUUGAAUAUCAAUUUCAAAAAAGAAAAAAGCCAACAUUGCUAAGAUGGCUUAGAACCCACUUUUUUUUUUUUUUUUUAAGGUGCUAAUUCCCCUACAUGUGCACUCAUCUGUAUUCAUAUGCCUUUGUACUGUCUUUGUGGUAUUUCUUUCUCAAUUGGGUAUCACUUAAUUUGUGAAUAAAAAGGUCUCCCUUUGUUUAAAGUAACUUCAAUAAAUGCAAACUAGCUGCUUAGUCUUUCAGGUUGCAUUUUGAAACUGGAAAACAAAAAAAUAUAAAAAUAUUCUAUGUAAUGUGGCAGCAGGAACACUUUUUUUUUUUUAAUGUGGUUUUAUGUCUGACAUUUGGCAAGAAGGAAUGCUUUUGGAUUGGUGUUUUUUAUGUCAGAACAGGAGGAUAUGCUGUGUACUUCUGAACGUGGCUUUAGUUUAAACAAACAACAAAAAAAAGAUCUUCCACAGGUUACUGUAUAAUUUGGUGGCUCUACCUCUUGCUGGUAACUGAUGUUCUCCUGUAAAGAAUACAGAGAGUAAUUGUUUCCUGUAUAGAAAAUGACAAAAUUUUUUUUUCCCAAGACGUAUACAGGAAUUUAUGUCAUGUCUUGAUAAUUGCAUCAGCUUUUUGUCCAUGUAACAGUUGUAAUAAGUGCCAGUCUUCUACGGGCUUGGUAAUUGCCAAAAGCCAUUUUGUUUGAAGGCUGUAUUUAUAAUUUACUUUGUAUAAAACGUUUGUAAUAAAACUUUUUUCAA